GAGCUCAGUCUGAGGAGGAAUCUCACUAUUAUGUGUCCACAUGUUGCUCCAGUGAUCCUUCACUCAACAAGGUUAUUUUGUAGUGGGACAACAGGAGUGUGUGCUGCAUGUAGUGGAGUUAUGGUGCUGACGGACCGGUGCAAAGAGGAGAGAGUGAUGAGUUCCUGCUGCAUGAAGUCAGGCUGUUCCUUGAAAAUGUGAUCUGAUGAUCUGCAACUUGUGACAUCCAGCAGAAUAUCAUGGACAAACCACUUUCUGCCUCAGCCUGAUGACAUCACUGAUACUGAGACAAAGGAUCUAUCAUCAGAACUGUUUGGAAUUUAUUAACUUAAUCGUACUUAAAGUCUGCUUCUUCAUUCGCAAUAUUUUGGAUAUCAAGCAGAGGGAAACUAUUUGGGAUUUCUGUGCAACAAGAAACAUACAUAUAAAACAUUUAGAAUAUCUCAAGUUUGUUGCUGCUGUCUCACCAGGCAGAACAUGAGUGUGUGACCAGUGUGUGUGUGUGUGUGUGUGUGUGUGUGUGUGUGUGUGUGUGUGUGCGCAGUGAUGACCUGAAUCACUGCUUUUCACAUCUGGAAACAAAACAAAAUGAAGGGCAGGAUGGCAGAUUCAAAUAAAUCAAGUUUGUACGAGGACAAAAACACGGGACAAGACAAAAGGCGGAUAAAACGAAGAAAGAUGACGCCAGCGCAGAAUCAGAGUUUAUCAGCCGUGCACUCAGAAGCUGAAACAAACUGGGAGCAUGGUUUGGAGCGUGGAGCAGAGCAGCUGGCCCAGUGGUACAAGUGGGACCGGGCCUCAGAGCAGGUCCCUGCUGUACUGAGUCCCACCUAUAAGCAGCGCAAUGAGGACUUCAGGAAGCUUUUCAAGCAGCUGCCCGACACUGAGCGCCUCAUUGUGGAUUAUUCCUGUGCCCUGCAGCGGGACAUCCUCCUGCAGGGACGCCUCUACCUCUCAGAGAACUGGAUUUGUUUCUACAGCAACAUCUUCCGAUGGGAAACCUUGCUGAUGGUACGAUUGAAGGACAUCUGCUCUAUGACCAAGGAGAAGACGGCCCGCCUCAUCCCCAACGCCAUCCAGCUUUGCACUGACAAUGAAAAGCACUUUUUCACCUCAUUUGGGGCGAGGGACCGGACAUACAUGAUGAUGUUCAGACUGUGGCAGAAUGCCCUGCUAGAGAAGCCUUUAUGUCCAAAAGAGCUGUGGCACUUUGUCCAUCAGUGUUACGGUAAUGAACUUGGCCUGACCAGUGAUGAUGAGGAUUACGUUCCUCCUGAUGAGGACUUCAACACCAUGGGCUGCUGUCCGUCUCCGUGGUGCAGGUACUGUGAAGAGCUGCCCGUGGAGGAAACCAAUGAGCAGGGCAAUGACACCAGCAACGCCCUCGCCAAGAACACUGAGGCCAAACCUGAUGUCAGCCCCAUCCUGCCCCACAAAGCCUUCCCCAACAAUGCUACGCCAGAGCUGCCCAGCACUGACUCUUCAGUUCCUCAGUACGACCUGGCACCUGUGGAGGAUGUAUCCAGCCCUCUCCCAGACGCAGACCUCUUGACCCUCCCCAUGCUCGAGAACCGCAGCAGCCAGCAGAUGAGCCCGCACAGCAGCCACGUCCCUUCACCGUCACCGGACCUCAACGACAAUGAGGACCUGCCCACCGAGCUCAGUGACUCAUCUGAGACGCAUGACGAAGGUGAGGUGCAGGCUUUCCACGAGGACCUGAGUGGCAGGCAAUACGUCAACGAGGUGUACAAGAUUGGUGUGGACAAGAUGUAUGACUUACUUUUCACUGAGUCUGAGUUCAUGAGGGACUUUAGGGAGCAGAGGAGAUUCUCAGAUGUGGUGUAUCACCCCUGGAGGAAAGAGCAGGAUGGUAACCAGACAAGAGCGAUCAUGUACACCCUCGCCCUGAAUAAUCCUCUGGCUCCCAAAACAGCCACAGUCACUGAGACACAGACUCUGUACAAGGCGAGCCAGGACAAUGAGUGCUACAUUAUCGACGCAGAGGUGAUCGCCCAUGACGUGCCCUACCACGACUACUUCUACACUCUCAAUCGCUACAUGCUCACCAGAGUAGCCAAGAACAAAUGUCGUCUUAGGGUGUCGACAGAGCUUCGUUACAGGAAGCAGCCAUGGGGGCUUGUGAAGGGCUUUAUUGAGAGGAACUUCUGGAGUGGCCUAGAUGAGUACUUCAGGCACUUGGAAUUGGAGCUGAAUAAGUUGGAUGUGCUGUUAGUGGAUCCUCACAGACAGUCGCCCAAGAACAAGGCUCUGAGGACGGGCACUAGCCGGAGGAGGAAACGAACGCUCGUCCAUCACCUGAGAACGCCGGGGAAUAUGGACGCUGCCUUGAGCCCUGUCACCACGCCUGAGGAUGAGGAGGACAUCCACCACAUCAAACAUGUGGCAGGUUCCACACAGACCAGACACAUACCUGAUGCUCCAGGAGGCCUCACAUUCUACAGCUUCUCCAGACUGCUGCUUCUCAUCAGCCUUGUGAUCUGUAUAAGCCUGAUACUGGUGGUGGUUCUAAACGUAAUGUUGUUCUACAAGCUGUGGAUGCUGGAGUACACCACACAGAGUUUCACUGCAUCGCAGGAAAUGAGACCAGAAGAAAGACCACCUCAGACCCAGCUGGAAUGGGUGCAGCUCAUGGACUCCCAGCAGCGUUACCAUGACGACGAGCUCCAGAAGUGGAGAGACAUAAUCAAAUCAUCACUGCUGCUGCUUGAUAAGCUAAGAGACUCCCUUCUCAACCUCCAUAAAAGCAUUGGCCUCAGGGACUACAACUCUGAGUCGGACAAAAGGAGAAACCAGUAUCACUGAUCGAUAAUAUCAAGGCAUGCGGACAUGAUGUGCAAUAUUAAGCCUACCUUUUCUGAGCCCGUGGAGAGAGUGUGGCCUUUUAAAGGCAGUGCUUGGAGUUCAGUCAGAGAGCUUUUUCAACAGUUCAAGUGACCUCAUCAGCCUGCAGUAGAUGAGAGCACACUAACACACCACAAUGUGUCCUGCUGAGAGACUAAAUCAUUGGCAGGCCUCGUCUGUAGCUUUACUUCUGUCUUGUUCAUCCACAUUCUCCACCCGAAGCUGUAUCACUUUUUUUUUUUCUUCUUCUUGUCACAUACAGACAAAGAUUAGACUGAUCCAAAGCAUGCAACUUUUUCUGGCUUCUGAUAUUUUGCCAAGUGAAAAUCCAUAUUGGAAUUAAAUAUGCAUUCACUUUCAGAGGUGCAAAAAUACAUACAAAUUUUUCUUCCCCUUCGAGGAACUCCGACAGCUGCUGUAUCUCUUCGUUUUUUUACCUUUGAAACUGGGAAACACGAUAAGAGACUGUAAUAAAUCCACAGCCUGCAGUAUUUCAACCUAUUUUUUUGCUCAGCAGAACUAUGAAGAAUCGAGAUGUAACGGCAUACAUGUGCAUGUGUGGUUGGGUGAGUGCAUAUGUGUGCAUGUGUGUAUGUGUGGGAUUUAUAAGAUGUAUAUGGUAGUCAGGGCUAUUUUUACCAGGCAUAUCAGGCAGAUCAGGGCUGGUUUCCCUGAGAGCUUAUGCCAUACUUUUGUGAUUCUAUGUUUAUGUUUUCUAUGGCAUAAAUAUUCUGAACUCUGGCUGGGGCAUCGCUCUGCAGUUCUGAGUUAGUGACAUGUUGAAGAGGAGGAUUUGAUUUGCAAGCAGAGAGAAUAUAUGGAAAGAAAGCAGGAAUGCGUAGCUGAAGGUGGCACAACUCCAAGUUUCCUAACGUGUUGCCAAGGUAAUAAAGAAAUGUUUUGUUCACAGCCAACCAUCAGUGUCAUUCCAGUGUUUUAAUGAUUUACUCUGACACGUCUCUGCUGCUCCAUCACUGCCAAGGCUCACAUGUCAACGUUAUUAUCCUGUUACCCUAUUUAAGCCAUUUCAUUGCAUUACAUUGAUUCAUGUGUAAUUGUCAUGUAAAAGUAAAAAUGUACUGUGGGCGCACAGUCCCGCCAUGAAGUAGGAUCAAUGUGAGUUGCAGUGAAAUUCAAUAUGUGCUAUGUUUCUGCACUGCAGGUAUGUUCUGCAGAUAUCAAUCAUGUUUUGGUGAUUUUACAAACAUUUCUCAGGAGCAGAGCUGAUCUGCAUCAGAUAUAAACUGGCUGGUUUGAGGUGGAGGUCAGCAGGCAGAGACACAGAGCCACAGUUCAUUAGUAUACAGCUUAGGGCUCAUUUAUACUCCCUUUAUCCAUGAAAAUAGAUAUGUCCAUUUCAAGCGUCGCAAACAUCACUGUCCUCAUACUUCCAUGCAGCCUUUAUGAUGGCAUAGAUACAGCUGUUGGAUGGCACUAGAUGGCAGAGUUGAGCAUUUCACACAACAAAUCAGGGGACAGUGGAGGAGGUCAUAAUACUGUACCUUUAAAAAGGGGCAGUGUUAGAUAUGGUUGGUGGUCUGUGAGGCCAUUAAAUACAUCCCAGCAUGUGGAUGAAGAGUUCUUUUCACCAGGGCUGCCCCCAACUAAGAAUUUUCCUAGUUGACUAAUAGUUGUCAUUUAGGGCCGUUACUUGACUAGUCGCCUGAGUGUUUACGAUAUUAAUUCAGGUCUGAGAAAGAAUAGUAUCAGUACCAUUGUUAACACUUUUGAUUUAUUUUGACAAGGUGCAGCUCCUAAAAGAGUUUCCCUUUUUUUAUAUAUAUAUUACUAUAUUAGCCAUUCAUUCUGUUCUGCCAUUAUUUAAAUUUUGUCGUCAUCUCCUACAGUCGUAUCUUGCUUGAAGUAUGCUACACUGCCUCCUUGUUUACAGGUGGUACUGCUCUGUUUCAUCUGUACCCAUAAGCUUUCAGAAAACGUGCACAAAUAUGGACAAAAAGAAUGCAGGGUUUGGACAGAAGGCUGUGUCCAUCUCCAUACCUAAUGUUGAGCAUUAAUGAGCCCUUGCAAUAGCUAACAGGCAACCUCAAGAGCAAACAAGAAAUCAUUCACUUUAAAAUUGUGCAAGUGGAUGGUGGUAAAAGGGUCUGAUAAAGCACCACCCACAGGUUUCCGACCACUUUAAAACUGUACAAAUCAGUACUUUCUGAUGAGGGUCACUGACGGACCCACACAGAUUAAUCACCAAAUGUUUUAUACUCUUUUAGCUUAUUGUUUUGGUCAUACUGUCGCAAACUCUGCCUGCAUCAAUUCAGAUUUUAGUGGAUGCAGCAGUUGGUGGAAUCCAAACCAGGAGUCCAUUCCUGAAAUUUGCUUUGGUGUAGCCUGGGUCCAGACCUUAGAAUCUGCCGACUCCAACAAGUUCACUGAUUCAUCUGGAAUUAUGACAAGAAACAAGUUUCUUUAUUGAAAUGAAAAGAAAUCAAUAAGCACUGUACAAAAGACCCAGCUCUUUCUGCUGUGUCUUGGCCACACCCAGCCUCACAUGCAGCACUGACACACCCCUGCACUCAGUUACCUCUGAUUGAGAACUGUUGGUCCUAUAAAUUGCAGUCAACACAGAUACUCAGGUUGGUCACACAAAGCAAGUCCACAAUGCCUUGUCUCUCCCACUCAUUGAGUACAUUUCCUGAUUAGAUUGCAAAAAGAACCAAACCAUGCAAACAAAACCAACUUUGUUUCAUCCCCAUCCAAUCACAGCUAAAAUGCCAAAAAAAAGAGGAUAAUAUAAAGUAAGUAUCCCCCACUUUAGCAUAGAAAAAAACUAAAUCUGGCCUGUUAUGGACUACUGGACUAUGAUAAAUAAAACUGAAUAGCAUUAGCUUUACAAAACUCCAACUCAUUUCAUCAAGAUAUAUGCUUCAUCAGAUAAGCUCUGUCCUCUCUAACUCCUUGACUUCAGUUUCAUUUAGAUGUCAAGGAAUAUUUGGCUCUAUCUACUGAGGUUUACCUCUCGCCAGCGGUUUCUGCCUCAGAGGAAUGUUUGUCUAAUGAAACACCACACUGUUUACCCAGUGCUGAUACUAUUUUCCAGAAAAUGUGUCCAUGUCCCAGUAGGAGGACUUGGUCUCUGUCAGUGUGUGCAGAAAUGUAAUCAGUCACUGCCAGUGAAGCAGCUAUAAGAAUGUGUCUGUUGAUACUUUCAUGAGUAUAUUUAUACGUCAAACCCUUGACGAAACUGUUUGGGAUCAGUGUGUCAGUAUAUGUCUUGCAGAAACUCUGCGUUGCCAUGUUUGCCUUUUCUUUUCUUUUCUUUUUUUUUCUUUUACUGACACUUGUCCAACCUUUGAAAAUGUUUUCUAAUUUAAGGAUGAACGUCAAACUAUUUAAAUGUGUGAAAAAUGUUGAAAUUUUAAAGAAGGGAUAUGAAAACAUUGUCUUUUUGGUCUUACAAGGUUUCUAUGCUACACUGUUGCAUGCAGAAUAUGUUUUACAGUUGAUUUUUAAUCCUCGAAAAUGUCCUGUUUCAUGAAAGACUAACCAGGAAAGCAUUAUUGAGUUUUGUGUAUGACGCAAAAUCCUUGCAGUGUGAGAAAUGUAGGUGAGCUGAGUGUCUAAUAUACUGUAAAUUGCUGCAAAAAGAAAAAAAGGCAGAGAUUUAUUUUUAUGUGUAUGGUGUAAGAGAGAAGAAGGCAUAUAAAGCUAUUACAGAAAUGUGAAAA
Messenger RNA from Epinephelus lanceolatus (giant grouper), 6542 nucleotides. The record is from RefSeq and is a predicted model, not a curated record. NCBI's taxonomy places the organism in Eukaryota, Metazoa, Chordata, Actinopteri, Perciformes, Serranidae.